This is a messenger RNA of Oncorhynchus keta (chum salmon), 2872 nucleotides long. Its product is annotated as ganglioside-induced differentiation-associated protein 1-like 1. Lineage: Eukaryota; Metazoa; Chordata; Actinopteri; Salmoniformes; Salmonidae. The record is from RefSeq and is a predicted model, not a curated record. The transcript is spliced from 6 exons. Bases 316 to 1419 code for a protein of 367 amino acids.
GUGCGUGUGUGAUGUCGUCUACACUUUGAUUUCAUCGUAAACGUAUUUACAUAUUUGAGUUAUUAAGGGUUAGCGUUCUGUGGAUUACGCGGUACCAUUUUUGCAAGCUACCUUUAUCGAAAGAGAUCUAGAUGUCAGUACCGGUCGCUGUCCGGAACUGAUUAUAGCACAUCGCGUUGAAUUGAUGAUGCUCCGUUCGUGGUACUGAAAUCCUUUGCGCUUUCGCUCUCUUUCAUUUCCUCUCUGUCCCUCCCUCCCUCCAUCUCUCCUCUAUCCCUCCCUUGGUUCUAUCUCAUACGCACAAACCCCUCUGUCAUGGCGUCUUCCAACAAUGUUACCCCUACCAACUGUAGCUGGUGGCCCAUCUCAGCCUUGGAUGAAGACGGUGAAAUGACAGACGGAGAGAAAAGCGAGGAGCCAGCUAUCGAGACGAAACCUAAUUUCUCUAAAGACAAGCUUGUUUUGUAUCACUGGACGCAGUCUUUCAUCUCUCAAAAGGUGCGUCUGGUGAUCAAUGAGAAGGGUCUGCUGUGUGAAGAGAGGGAUGUGAGUCUCCCUAUAGCCGAGCACAAUGAGCCCUGGUUUAUGAGGCUCAACCUGGGGGAGGAGGUGCCUGUUUUCAUCCACGGAGACACCAUCGUGUCAGACUACAACCAAAUCAUACAGUACCUGGAGGCUAACUUUGGGGGAGAAACGGUGGCCCAGCUGAUUCCAGAUGCUGGCUCUCCUGUCCACGAGUGUGUGCAGCAGUACCGUAAACUGCUGGACGGCCUGCCCAUGGAUGCUUACACACACGGCUGUAUCCUGCACCCAGAGCUCACCACAGACUCCAUGAUCCCAAAGUACGCCACUGCUGAAAUACGUAGACACUUAGCCAACGCUGCGUCGGAGCUGAUGAAGCUGGACCAUGAGGAACCCACGCUGACAGAGCCAUACCUUUCCAAGCAGAAGAAACUCAUGGCAAAAAUAUUGGACCACGAUAAUGUGACCUACCUAAAGAAGAUCCUUGGAGAGUUGGCCAUGGUACUAGAUCAGGUAGAGGCCGAGUUGGAAAAGAGGAAAAUCGAGUAUGAAGGUCAAAAGUGUGAGUUGUGGCUAUGUGGACCUGAAUUUACAUUAGCUGAUGUCUGCCUGGGAGCCUUGUUGCACAGGCUUAAGUUCUUGGGACUCUCAAAGAAAUACUGGGAGGACGGCAGCCGACCCAACCUCCAGUCCUUUUUCGAGCGGGUGCAAAAACGCUACGCUUUCCGAAAAGUUCUGGGCGACAUCCACACAACCCUUCUGUCAGCAGUUCUACCCAAUGCAUUCCGAAUGGUAAAAAAGAAGCCGCCAUCUUUCUUCGGGGCCUCUUUCCUCAUGGGCUCUCUGGGAGGGAUGGGGUACUUUGCCUAUUGGUUUCUAAAAAAGAAAUAUGUGUAGUGAGCGCCCCCCUCCAUGUCUUAAAUGUCUGUGUAUUUGUGUGAUGUUUCAAUUUUUCUGUAAUGUUUUACAACAGGAGGAAAAUAUGAAUCUAUAUAGGGAACACUAUUACUUACCUAGGUGAACAAAGAUAAGAACAUUCCAUACACAAAGGAAUUGUUAACAGCACAUUUUUCUGGUAUUCCAAUCCAUUAUUUAAUUUCUUGCUCCCUUCUUCAGGUCUCUAUCAACCUACAGUUUUACUUUCUAAUUAGCUAAUUUUGGAGGCAUGCAUUAUCCAGUUAUUUUAAUUAACGGAAAACAAACUUAUUUGUUUUUAAUGAUCAUUAGGGUCAUAUUCCCUACACAUAAGAGACAAUGUCUUGACAUUGCAUCGCCAUAUCCAAAGUGGGGCUCAUCCACACCCUGCACGUCACUGUAGAGUUUUAUUAAGUAGUUUUUCAUCACAGUUUUGGCGUUCACCUAUUGCCCUUCAUGCCUCUGUUGGCCAUUGGUUUAUUUUAUUAAAUCCUUCUGAUACUUCCUGUGCUGCCAGAAACUGCCAGAUGAGAAGAUAGGAUAGUGAGACGUCCAGUCGGUCCCAAUUCGCUCCCUUUCCUUUUCCUCCUUGACCAUAAUUGUUGUUUGCAGAUUUGUAAGUUUCACCACUGUUUAUACCAAUCCAGACCCUCCAGUUAUGCAAACAUUGAAGGAUCUGGCCAAAGGAAAGGGGUAAGGAGUGAAUUAGGACUGUAUACAGACACUCUCAGCCAUAUACAGGCACUCCCUUUAAAGCACUAUGAGAGUAUAUGCACUCUAUCAAUUCAUUCAUUAAUAAAAUGUGAUUGUCAUUUCUCACACCACAGUCUUGAGCUGAUCAUGAAGUGCUCUCUGACUUUAAAGUCAGAGAGGAUGGGUCUGAUAGAGAAAUAAUUUAAGUGUCAAUUGAGCCAUCCAAAAUAUUGAGCGAGGAAUCACUCAGCGGCUUUUGACAGUGUCCAUACAGAGUGACUAUGAACUUAUACAUGGUUCAGUUAAAUAGUCACAUAAAUAGCUGACAUGUUGGUUUGAUCCCAGAAACAUUGAGCAGCACGAGUUUUAGUUCAAUAAUCCAAGCUUUUUCCCCAUAUGACUAGCCAUUUAAACUAAACUCGUACACUACAAACCUCUUAGAAAACUGUGACAAGUGUUACAAAAUUCUGGGAACUUUCAACAUAUUCCCUGGUUUUUCCAGAAAUCCUAGUUGAAAGAUUCCAGAUUUCCUGCUUAUUCUCUCCAGGAUUCCCAGAAUUAGGAGAGCAUAAGCAGGAAAUCCAGAAUCCUCCAACUAGGAUUCCUGGAAAACCCGGGAGUUGAUUGAACGUUCCCAGAAUUUUGCAACCCAAAUCCUCUGGAGUCUAACUGACCCAUACAAUGUUCCCCUCUGCUCAGAAGUGCUAGCAUGUACACAGAUGAAUGUCAAAAGGGUUAUAAU